UGCCUUCAAGACUUCAUUUGUGUUUGUGGUCUGUGCUUCAAGUUAAACUUAAAUGUCAAAAAACUCGUGCUAUUAUUUAAAAAGCUUACAAUAUCAAUGAUUUUUAAUUAAUUUAACAUUAGUUUGGUGUGAUAAUUAAAUCAAAAAGGUGCUAUGAAGGCCUAUAUGUAGUUUAAUAUUUAGAUAUACGAAAAACAUGGAGAUAAUAGAAAAUACAGAGAUUGAUAAAGACACAGUUUCUUCUAAAGAACUGGAGUCUUUAUUCAGCAAAAAAUACAAUUUGCUGGCCGAAACAGCAGUUACACUAAAGAAAACCUAUAUUAAUAAGUUAAGUGUUUCAAAAUCAAUGAACAUUGCAGUCCGCCUACUCGACAACAGUAUAGAAGUAUACAGACUAGACAAGUCUUCCCUCUCCAAAGUGUGCCGUCUUAGUGGUCACCAGCAAUCACUCACAGAAGUAGUGUUCAGCACUAAGGAGGAUCAUCUGCUGUACUCAUCCGGGGACGGCGGGGUCAAACUGUGGGACACCAGGACCAGUGGCCUCUGUGUACAGGAAUAUAAAGAUGAAGAAAGACAGCCCCACAGCUACACGUGCAUGGAUGUGUCGUGCUCGGGACGAGUCAUCUGUGCUGGCACCGAGACUGAGCAAAAUGACGCUUACCUGGUAUUCUGGGACCAGAGGAAAGCGGAGCCCCUGGGGGGAUAUUGGAAUUCACACACAGAAGAUAUCACACAGGUGAAGUUCCACACAGACAAAUCAGAGACACUUGCAUCGGGUUCGUUAGACGGCAUCAUUAACAUAUACAACAUAGAAGAGGGGACAGAGGAUGACGCCUUGCAGUACACCCUGAACGUGGACCACGCAGUGGAGAAGCUCACGUGGCUGGACCACUGCCGGCUGUCGUGCGCCACGCAGUACAAUGACCUGCAGAUAUGGGACACCACUACAGCAGACAAACUGAAGCAUUAUGAUAGAGAGAAGAUUUGUCGCAGUAUUAAAAGGAGCCGAGCGGACGAGUGCCACGUGGCGGACGCGUACCUCGGCGCCGACGGCCGGCCCGUCGUGCUGGCCGGCUCCGUGGCGGGCGACGGAGGCGUUCUGCGCUCGGUGCGCGUGUCGACCAAGAGCAACAAGCUGGAGCCGCUCACCAACUUCGCGCACAACAAGCAGCUGGUGCGCUGCGCCGCCUACGACAAGCAGAGAGACAUACUGGUGACGACCGGCGAGUCGGGCCUCAUCGACGUGUGGGGCGGAGUCACCGACGGGUCCGACGAGCCCGACGAGGAGGCCGUGCCCAAGAAGCUGCACAAGAGCUUGCGUUUGAGCGACAAGAGGCACAAGCCCUAUUGAGUUACCGACUUUCCUGCUACCGAGGGAGAGCCAGCGACAACCAGACCUUCGUCAUUUUAUAAAAGCUGAAAGUUUAUCAGCUCAUGCUUCUUCUAUAGAUGAGUACUGUAACCAACUAUGAAUUUUGGAACAUAGUGGCUUUGGGAGAUAGCAGGUUUCAAGAAUCCAGACCCUCAGCCAUCUAACCACUAUAGGGGUCAUCAACUAGCGACUGCAACUACCUUGAUACUUCAUGAAUAUUGGUAUUUUGUUUGUUUUAAAUUAAAAAAUGUUAUUGUCUACACAACAUCAUACUAUUUUCAUGCUACUUCUAACAAGUUAGCCCGCUUCCACCUUAGAUUACAUCAUCACUUACCAUCAGGUGAGAUUGUAGUCAAGGACUAACUUGUAAACAAACAAAAAAAGACUGAUAUAAUAAUAAUAAUAAUAAUAAUAAUAAUUUAUUUAUUCAUGAGAAAGUACAGAAGGUUUACAGAACUUGCUAUAGACAUACAUACUUUCUACCUUGACAGGUGUAUGAAUAUUAAAAAUAAUAUUAUACUAACUAAUAAUUCCAUAAUUCCAAUAAUUAAAUAUUCAAUCGGUGAACAUGGUAUAAAUAAAAAAAUAAAAAAAUACAAGUACAAUUAGCAUAAUUUGACGAAGCAUUCUUAACAUCAAAUAUAAAUAAUUAAUAUACUAUCAGAAUCCAUUAAAAUUAAACAAUGUCAAUAUAAAUGCUAUGUCAGGUGUAAUGCAACAUUAAAUCAAUCAAUGUCAUAUAAUUAAAAAAAUGAAGUCAAAAAUUAAAAAUUAAUGUCAGAAAUUAAAAUUAAAAUUGUCAAUAAUUUAUAAGAAAAUCAUAACUGAUUAUAUUUAUUGUUGCAUUCAGAAUUUGUCAUUUAAAAAGUCUUUUACACAGUAAUAAUUUUUAUAUAAUAAUAAUUUCAAUAAAUAUUUUUUAAAAGACAAAAAUGACAUGUCAUAACUGUGCGGUGGCAACUUAUUAUAAAUACGUAUAGCUGAGCAAUACACAUUAUCCCUAUACAAGGCCAAGUGUUGGUAGGGUACACAUAAUUUAUUUUUGAGCCUUGAUUCUGGGUUUAAUUCUGAUUUAAACUUGAAAUAUUCGGGAUUCUUUUUUAUUAAAAUGCAGAUUUCAAAUAUGUACAAACAUGGAAGUGGUAGAAUUUUUAGCUUCUUAAACAAAGGCUUGCAGCUAUCCGUCCAAUCAGCAUUACAUAUAGCCCUAAUGCAACGUUUCUGUGCCUUAAAUGCUAGAUGCGCUUCAGUUGAAUUACCCCAAAGUAUCAAUCCAUAUCUUAAUAAGGAAGAGGCGUAACCAUGAUAUGCUAGAAUUGCUGCAUCCACAGAUACAACUUGCCUUAUGCGUCUUAAGGCAUAUACAUAUUUGUCAAUUUUUAGAAUAAGUUGUUGAAUAUGAGCCUUCCAAUUACAAUACUUAUCUAAUGUAAUACCUAGAAAUUUAUUUUCAUCCACUUCCUGAAUGCACGUAUCAUUUAGUUUUAUAUCAAUCUUUUGUAGUUGAGAUUUAUAAGUUUGAAAUCGCAUUAUAUUCGUUUUGCCCAUGUUAACAUUUAAAUUAUUAUUUUUAAGAUAUUCCACCACACCUGUUAUUGCACCUUUUAAUUCACUUUCAAUAUUUUGAUGUUGUUUACAUUUAAUUAACAGGGUGGUGUCGUCUGCGAAAAGGAUACAUUCAUGAUUUGUUGUAUUAGGCAAAUCAUUAAUGUAAAGGAGAAAAAGUAAGGGUCCAAGAACACUGCCCUGUGGUACUCCAAAUCUAUUUUCUCGAUAACACGAUCGAAAUAUUAUUUUAGUAGUACCGACAAUGUUACAAAUUUCAACACAUUGUUUCCUAUCCCUUAAAUACGAUUCGAACCAAUCAUGUGCUGGUCCUCUUAUGCCAUAAUGUUCCAGUUUCUUGAGAAGAGUAUUAUGUUCAACAAAGUCAAACGCUUUGCUCAUAUCAAGGUAUACUGCUAUAGGAGCUACACCUUCAUUAAGGCUUUCUGUCACACUUUUGAUUAAUGAAAAGCACGCUAAUGUAGUAGACUUAUUUUUCCUAAAUCCAAACUGUUCAGUUUUCAAAAUAUCACAAGUCGACAAAAAGCUGUAUAAUUUAUUGUACAUGACCCUUUCUAUAACUUUGGAUAUUAUUGGUAUCAAAGUGACAGGUCUGUAAUUAUUUAUAUCCAUUUUGUCCCCUUUUUUGAAGAGCGGUUUAACUAUAGAGUACUUCAGGCGUGAAGGAUAAUGCCCUUGAACAAUACUCAAAUUUAUAAUGUGGCUUAGAGGAGGAGCUAAUACAGAAGCUGUCUCUUUCAAAACUCCAGUGUUAAUAUUAUCGUAACCAGUAGAUGCUGUAUUCUUUAAUGCUUUUAUUAUUUUGUAUAUGUCGAAGUAGCUUACAGGGCUUAAAAAUAUACUAUUAGGAUUAAAAGGAAUGUCAAUCUUAAAAUUAUGUUUGUCCGAUUUUUUAUUAGUGUUAUUUACUACAUUAAUGUAAGAAUUAUUAAAUUUUUCACAAAUUAUUUUAGGGUCUGUAUAAAUUUCAUUAUCAUGUCUAAUUUUUAAUAAGUUAUUAUUUACAUUAGUCUUAUAAUUAAAGUUGUUCUUUAUUAUCUGCCAAGCUGACCUACAAAUGUUAUUGGACUGUUGUAAUUUGUUGUGAUUGUUUAUACGUCGCGCAGUCCCUAUACAUCUCUUAAGUAUUGAAGAAUAUUUACGGUAUUUCAUCUUAUAAUUUUUUUUCAUUGCUUUAGAUUUCGAAAGAUGAUAUCUUAAAUAUAAACUUCUUUUACGAAUACAACAUCUUUUGAUAUUUUUAGUCAUCCAUUUUUGCUCUAUAACUUUAUUUGAGACUUUAACUGUUAUUAUUGGAAAGCAUAAGUUAUAAAACAAAAUAACCAGCUCAUGAAAUUUAUUGAAUGCUUUUUCUGCAUCUGAUUCCUCAUAAAUUUCAUUGAAACUCAAGGACGACAUCACUUUUAAGAAUUUUUAUAGUCAUUAUUACUCUAAUUUUAGGACUAGAAAAGACUAGUAGGACUCGAAAAGGAUACAAAUAAAACGUCAUUUGUUUAAUAUACCCAUCUUUAUUAAUUAUCUUUAUAUAGCACUUUAUUAAUUCAAAAAUAAAAAAAGAUCUAUUCAAAUAAUAUAUUAUAAUUAUUAAUUAUUAAAUUCAGCUAAUAUACGUAUUAAAAUAAUCUAUUUGUGAAAUACAGUCAUAACAAACUCACACCUGCACUAAAGCUAUCGUGCAACGAAACUAAAUAUAGUCCUAAUGUUGAAUAGAAGCAGGCGUUGCUUCACGGAAGUUCAUUAUGAGCAAUUGUUUUAUUUUGCGUUUCUCGAAAUUAGAAUUUAAUCAGAAGCACCCAGUCCCGAGAAAAUAGGCGAUUCCUUUUUGUAAUUUU
This is a messenger RNA of Bicyclus anynana (squinting bush brown), 4770 nucleotides long. RefSeq names its product WD repeat-containing protein 89. Gene Ontology annotation, molecular function: protein binding. NCBI's taxonomy places the organism in Eukaryota, Metazoa, Arthropoda, Insecta, Lepidoptera, Nymphalidae. The record is from RefSeq and is a predicted model, not a curated record. The transcript has 7 exons. Bases 197 to 1351 code for a protein of 384 amino acids.